Grus americana (Whooping crane) is the source of this 600-nucleotide messenger RNA. It is a transcript of the gene TBCA, whose product is annotated as tubulin folding cofactor A. Gene Ontology annotation, molecular function: beta-tubulin binding. The record is from RefSeq and is a predicted model, not a curated record. Lineage: Eukaryota; Metazoa; Chordata; Aves; Gruiformes; Gruidae. Gene Ontology annotation, cellular component: cytosol; microtubule cytoskeleton. Gene Ontology annotation, biological process: post-chaperonin tubulin folding pathway; tubulin complex assembly.
AUGCGCGGGGGUGGUCUGCGCAGUCACUGCGCUGCGCCGUCCCCUCCGAACCUUCCGCACCUGCGCCGCUGCGGUUCGGCCCGGCCCCUGCCGUUCCCCGCCAGCCCCGCCAUGGCCGACCCGCGUUUGAGGCAGAUCAAGAUCAAGACCGGCGUCGUGAGGCGAUUGGCAAAAGAAAAAGUUAUGUAUGAAAAAGAAGCAAAACAGCAAGAAGAAAAGAUUGAAAAGAUGAAAGCUGAAGCAUGUGAUGAUUAUGGAAUUAAGAAACAGAUCGAGAUCUUACAAGAGUCACGAAUGAUGAUUCCAGACUGCCAGCGCAGAUUAGAAGUUGCACACGCAGAUCUUACUCAACUACUAGAAAAUGAAAAAGAAUUGGAAGAAGCUGAAGAGUAUAAAGAAGCACGUUCCCUACUGGAGUCAGUGAAGCUGGAAGCCUAGAAGUUUUUCAGUACUCUCUUUAUAUGCAUUAGCACUGGGUCCAUUCCACACUUUCAUUUGACUAUGGCUCUGUUACUACCGUUGACUUGCUUAAGGUUCCCUUUAUGCAAACUGGCCUUUCUCUUACUGCAAGAUGCAUCAAAUAAAGGAUGUUCUGAAACA